Nanorana parkeri is the source of this 1231-nucleotide messenger RNA. It is a transcript of the gene NUDT19, whose product is annotated as nudix hydrolase 19. The transcript has 3 exons. The record is from RefSeq and is a predicted model, not a curated record. The coding region runs from base 68 to 1231 and encodes 387 amino acids. Lineage: Eukaryota; Metazoa; Chordata; Amphibia; Anura; Dicroglossidae. Gene Ontology annotation, molecular function: hydrolase activity, acting on acid anhydrides, in phosphorus-containing anhydrides. Gene Ontology annotation, cellular component: mitochondrion.
GAUGUUGUGAUUUUGGAUCCAUCGACAUCUUUUUAUCCCCCAAAAAGAAAACCUUCAAGAUUUCAACAUGAACAACACGUUACAGCACUGGAGGGAAGCCGCCACCCUGAUCUUGGCUGCCGGGCUGCAGCAUGGCAGCGUCAUUCCCAAAAUGGCCGCCCAGCUGUCCCGGAGCGAUGAGCGCAGGAGGAGCGCGUUCGACUACGAGGUGCUGCUGCUGAAGCGAAGCCAGAAGAGCGGCUUCAUGCCCAACGCUUUCGUCUUCCCCGGAGGGGUGGCCGACGUCUCCGACUUCUCCAACGACUGGGUCAAGGUCUUCGAGGGGCACGCCAACAAACCAAACUUCGGCCUGGGCGUGGUCAGGCAGCCGCCCGGCACCAGGUCCCCCAUGUUUGUCAUGGACAGGGUGAAGUCGGGCUCGUCCAUCCCCGGAGAGGUCGCCUUCAGGAUCUGCGCCAUCAGGGAGACGUUCGAGGAGUCGGGGAUAUUGCUGGUGGUCCCGGGCGCCGCCGAAGUGGACGCUCACCGGGACCUCGCGGCCGCUUACGAAGGGGGCGGAGAGGAAGUGGCGAGGUGGAGGGAGGAGGUGCAGAACAAUCCGCUGCAGUUCAUUGAGAUGUGCAAGGAGCUGCGCUGUGUCCCGAACAUCUGGGCGCUGCACGAGUGGGGCAACUGGCUGACGCCCAUGUUCGCCAAGAGUUCCCCGAGAAGGCGCUUCGACACCGCCUUCUACAUCGCCUGCUUGCAGAAGAAGCCGCUCACCGCGGAUGACCAAAAGGAGAUGACUUCCUUUAACUGGUGGACCCCGCAGCAAGCCCUCGAUGAGUACAGGACUCAGACAACAUGGAUUCCUCCUCCGCAGUUCUAUGAUCUGGGUAGAUUGUGUAACUUUACCAGCAUUCACGAGCUCCACAGAUUCAGCUGCAACCGCUCCCUGGAGGGCUGUGAGAGGUGGAUGCCGGUUAUAGUGCAGGCAGAGGAUGGAGUGGUGCACACACUGCCAGGGGACGAUCUAUACCCCGAAGAUCCGGACGUCACUGGACAGUCACAGAAAAAGUACUCCACAGAUAAAACCAUCGAAGCUCUCAUCCGGGAAGGGGGCCGCCUUCACCGAUUGAUGUACGUCGACGGCGUCCCGGCUCACUUUAUAAACCUGCAACCGAAAUAUAAACACGUCAAUCCGCUGGUAACGGACGCCAGUCGGGAUGGGGAGCCCAAGAGCAAAAUUUGA